Molecule: messenger RNA, 1814 nt
Organism: Vitis vinifera (wine grape)
Lineage: Eukaryota; Viridiplantae; Streptophyta; Magnoliopsida; Vitales; Vitaceae
Product: multiple organellar RNA editing factor 1, mitochondrial
Exons: 4
Coding region: 189-1394 (401 amino acids)
Biological process (GO): cytidine to uridine editing; mitochondrial mRNA modification
Cellular component (GO): mitochondrion
Source: RefSeq, a predicted model, not a curated record
CCAUCAGAGGAAACUCCAAUCGCUACACUUAUAUGCAUGCAAGGAAUCCCUCGGUACAGUAUACAAAUAUACAUAUUAAUCCAGAGUUUCAGAGUUCCUAAAACCCCAGUUUCUCUCUCUAAAAAUCUCUAAAACCCUAGUGUCUUUCUCUUGAAAUCUCUAAAACCCUAGUUUCUCUCUCGACAACAAUGGCUCUCUAUUCACUUCGACUCCGCCAAGCUCUCAAAACCCUAACCCCUCUUCUGGGCCACCGCACACCUCUCCCGCAAGUCUGCGCGCUGCCAGCCGUGGAGUCGUGCGGCGUCAUUCGCCUAUUGCCGGCGACCAACCUCCAGUCGCGGCCAUUCAGGUCAUCUCCGAUCUGGCUCUCCUCAUCGAGGUCGUUCAACAAUCAGAACGAGGAGAUUGGGCCCGACACGAUUCUGUUCGAGGGGUGCGAUUACAAUCACUGGCUCAUCACCAUGGACUUCCCCAAGGAUCCCAAGCCCACUCCGGAGGAGAUGGUGGAGACCUAUGUGCAAACCCUAGCUAAGGGCUUGAAUAUUAGUGUGGAAGAGGCAAAAUUGAAAAUGUAUGCUUGUAGCACAACAACUUAUACAGGCUUUCAAGCUGUGAUGACAGAAGAAGAGUCAGAAAAGUUUAGAGGUUUGCCCGGAGUUGUAUUCAUAUUGCCAGAUUCUUAUAUUAAUCCUGCAACAAAGGAGUAUGGAGGAGACAAAUACAUUAAUGGGACAAUCAUACCAAGACCUCCCCCAGUUCAGUAUGGGAGGACAGGUGGAAGAUAUGGUGACCGAAAUCGAAAUACUGAAAGGCCAAGAUAUGACCGGCAAGGUGGUCCGAUGCCAAAUCGACAAGGGAAUCCCCCAUAUGAUAACCGAGGAUCUAUGCAAGGAGACGGAGGGAAUUAUGGGGCUCCACAAAAUUAUCCACCACAACAGAAUUAUGGGCCAGCAGGACAAGGUCCCAUGCCGAUGAGCAACAGGGAUUAUGCCCAUGGAGGGAGGGACACUUAUCAGGGGGAGAGAAGAGACACAAUGCCUCCAUAUCAGGGCAAUUACAACCAAGGUCAGCAAGGAAAUUAUCAUCCCCAGGAACGAAGAGACUUCUCACAAGGAGCACAGAGGAAUUAUGCUCCUCCUGAUCAGAGGGAUGUUAGAGGAGAUAAUAGGAAUUAUAAUCCUCAACACAGUGGUAAUUAUGGCCAAGGAACAGGUGGAUCUUAUGGACAGGGAAUGGGUUCUGGGCCUUCCGGGUAUGGGCAGGCUCAGCAAGGGCAUGGAGAAGGUCAGAGGUUCUCACAAGUUGAUCAGAGAAACGACAUGCAAGACGAGCAAAGGAACUAUCCACCUACGGGAAAUACAAACCAAGUAAGGCAUUCCUCUUUUAAUUACUAAUUAGAGCCUUCGACAAGCAAAAUUGAGACUACAGCUUAAGAUUGAACUUGAUGCUAAAGCCCUUAACAUAGAAAUUUGAAGUGUGAUGAAACAAUCGCAUGCAAUGAGGGUUGAAUAACAUAUUGCCUGAAUCAAUCUGGUUGAGAACUUUUCUGACUGAGAAUCCGAGGGAUUGGAUAAACUGAACUCCCCUUUUAUUGCUCUUGAAAUUCUAGUUUGUAUUCUUCAUGCACACUUCUGGGGUUUUACUCCCCACAUUUCAAUUAAUUAGCUUAAGAUAAUUUUGCAUACCAUCCAAAUAUUUGCGGAAGGGCUUGCUCAGAGAGAAAUAUUGGAAUAUGUAGAAAGACAUCCCCCCAAAUUUGGAAUAUCCAUUUCAUUUGGAAUUGUUGGUAAUAGACCUCAUUCAAGAAUUGAUAA